AUGGUCCAGACUCUUUUCGAUUACCUGACCCAGCCUAACGCACAAUUGGUGGUCCAUAUUUCAGCAUCGCCUACAUAUACUCAGAAUGAAGGAUGGGCCCCAGUCGAGGCAAUCAAACGAUGGGAGGACUUUGACCACGCGAGCCUCACCAAGCGAUAUCGCCAGUCUCUAGACGCAGACACAAGGCUGACCAGCACUGUGGAGGCCGCCGAGGAAGCUGCCCAUGGCGUUAUUCACGACGAAACAGCACUGACCAUGCUCCUUGGGAGCACAAAUAUCAACAUGGUAUCUCGCGCUCUUCCUGGGUCAUUGUUUCUCUCUGCCGGAUCGCGAAUCAUCGCAUAUCCUGGUGUUCGACCCGAUUGGGGUGCUGGGGAGUCCAACAUCCAUUACACCUCUCCAAGUCGCAUCUGUCAAGCACUCGUCUGCGGGGACACCAAGGUGGGCUGGGACGUUGGACGUGCGAUGCGCUUGGUAGGUGAUGGCGACUACGAGGAACAGCCCGAUGCUCACUUGGUCCGACCCUUUGAACAAAUCCAGCACUAUUGUACCGUAUACGGCACGCGAUAUGGAUUCAUCCUGACAGACGAGUUUGUUGUCCUUGUCCGGGUGAAACUUUCACCCCCGGCGUCCAAACAAAGGGCCUCCAGGCCACCGAGGCAGACCAUGCCGGAAAGCCAUCGACGAGUGCGGUCGGACACGUCCACCAGUACCAACGUGUCGGACGUUUCGGACUCAUUUAGCGCGAUGUCAUUCCGACCAAAGCCACAAGAUGAGGAUGUGGCUGCAUUAGAGGUGAAGAUAGUCCCGUGGGAUCAUGGAAGCUCGGAGGAGACUAUUAACAUCGCUCUUUACUUUAUAAUUCGGCUGGCAAGUGAAAGCCGAGAACUGUCCCAUCACUAUGAGUCAUUCGAUAUCGAUGUGAAAGUUCAGGGCAAGGAGAAACGGAAGAGGCCAGACGAUAGCCAUGAGAAAUCGUCUGGGGGGAAGUUGAAGAAGCCGUGA
Molecule: messenger RNA, 1005 nt
Organism: Exophiala oligosperma
Lineage: Eukaryota; Fungi; Ascomycota; Eurotiomycetes; Chaetothyriales; Herpotrichiellaceae
Exons: 1
Coding region: 1-1005 (334 amino acids)
Source: RefSeq, a predicted model, not a curated record